AUGCCCUUGUGCCUGCUUCUUCUGGACCGCGAAGCCUUGGAACCGCCAGCUGCCCAUCUCAAGUCAUGGAAAGACCUGCCUGGCUGGCCUGUCGAGCCCUCCCCGGCUCGCCCAGUCCGUUCCGCGACGCCCCUCCAUGCUUCAGCCACGAACUACUGCCCCCUCGCAUCUGACCCUGCUCAAGGUACCGCUUGGCCAUCUCGUUUGCCUGGAGACGUGAUCUGCAUGAGAGCAGCCAGGCUCUCUAACACUCAUGGUCCGCUUUCCAUGCUGACCCGCACGGAGCUGUGUGUAGACACGCACGCACGAGAGAAGGCUCGCAUGCCUCCUCGCCGACCGGCGCUUUCCCUCGGAGAGCGAUCAGCCAAGCCACCUGGAUGCCCGCUUAUACGACGGAUCUUCCCUCUGCCCUCCGUCAGCUGUCGUGGCCCGGUCAUGGCAAAACUGACACCCGCCACCUGUUUCCAGACAGGCAAGCUGGCAGGCUGGCAGGCAGACAGGCAAGUGAGGCCUCAGGGCGAGCUGCAUCAUGGCGCCGUGGCAGGAGUCAAGCUGUCGGGGACGGGCAACUGCCGCCGCCCGCUGCCAGCGGCGUACUCGAGGACGCAACGGCGAGCAGCGAGCCAUGUCGCGCCGCUUGGACGCUCGCCGACUACUACGUGCUGUAGCGACCGCGCAGCAUGGCCUCCGAGGAUCCGUGUGCACCUCCAGCACAGGCUGCCGCGUCGUCCAGCCACCGAGCUUUCAGCUCUGUGGCGAUGUGUACAGGACUGA
This is a messenger RNA of Pseudozyma flocculosa PF-1, 774 nucleotides long. RefSeq lists its product as uncharacterized. NCBI's taxonomy places the organism in Eukaryota, Fungi, Basidiomycota, Ustilaginomycetes, Ustilaginales, Ustilaginaceae. The record is from RefSeq and is a predicted model, not a curated record. The coding region runs from base 1 to 774 and encodes 257 amino acids. The transcript has a single exon.